CAGCAAUACAAAAAAAACACUUUGGAGGAAGACCCCUUUGGUAAUAUAUCAUCACAACCACGCUUUUAGGAGAGUUUUCCCCAGCUUUAUAGCGCUUUUAAGUAUGGCCUCCAACGCUUUUAAGUUGCUCUCUGAAGCUUAAAACCGGGUCACCCCAAACAUAUUGCCCGGGUUACCCCAUUCAAAAUCAAAAUGGUAGAUUUUGGAACUCUUGCUGCUGUUCUUGUGUAGCCCUUUCUUCCUGCAGAGAAAUCCAAACCGCUUCAUUAGUCUCUUCUUAGUUCUCAGACAUUGAGUAUGCUGCUUCACAUUAAAUUUGAAAUGACUGUGGUUUUCAAUGUCAAGAGCCUGGAGAAAGUUCGAAUUGUUCCCAAAAGCCUGAUCGCUGCCCGUCUUUUGCAUCACUUGUCAUAUAUAAGGGCCGAAGAAAAGCACGGUUACAUCCUUGCAGUAACCAAAGUGGUGAAAAUGGGCAGAGGGAGGAAAGAGCCAUCAUCCCAAUACAUCCAUUUCCCUGUGACCUUUUGGUGUCGCACUUUCCUACCCAAGGACGGCGACAUAAUGAUUGGGACAGUCUAUUUCGUGACCACAAGUGGAGUGUUUCUAAAGUGUGGACCGAUGAGCCAUCUUUAUCUCUCAGCGCGAAAGAUGCCAAAUUACUCUUACGUUGAUGGAGAGAAGCCACAUUUCUUGAGCAAUGAUCACUCCAGAAUCGAAAAGGAUAUUGUGGUCCGGUUGAAGGUGUUUGCUGUUCGAUGGGUGCGCUCUGACAGCUGCAAGCAGUUCCAUAUUCUUGCCACCAUCGAUGAAUCUUCUCUCGGACCAAUUCAAACCGCAGGAUGUGAUGGUAUGGAUUUGGAAAAUCCCUGCCCGGAUUAAUGAGCCCCUUUAUAGAGGAUCUUUCUUUCGACAACUUUUGCUGGGAGUAAAUCUACAACUGAUCAGUAUACGAGUGUUUUUAGAGCUGGCUGCCUCUUCUCAUAUUGUGUAGUUUGUUAAUUUGUACGAGUAAUGCAGGAAAGUGAAAAAGCUGAUGUAAAGAGUACUUGAAAACCAUUUGUUAUCAAAAUUCAGACACACUCUUGUUCAAUGCAUUCACAAAAACUGUAUCAGAAUUAUUACAUAUUUAACAUCACUAGCUUUUGAUUUCCUUUUUCUUCUUUGAAUCUGUUUUCCUAAUUAUGAUAUAUCGUGUUCCUGUUCAUACAGUUAGCAAUAUUUGAAUUAACGACCUCUAAGAUGAAUAUAAUAUAUGGAGAUGAAUUCAACAGGUU
This is a messenger RNA of Oldenlandia corymbosa var. corymbosa, 1274 nucleotides long. The record is from the annotation of a GenBank genome assembly. NCBI's taxonomy places the organism in Eukaryota, Viridiplantae, Streptophyta, Magnoliopsida, Gentianales, Rubiaceae.